Messenger RNA from Lemur catta (Ring-tailed lemur), 1028 nucleotides. RefSeq names its product LSM1 homolog, mRNA degradation associated (gene LSM1). Gene Ontology annotation, biological process: deadenylation-dependent decapping of nuclear-transcribed mRNA. The transcript has 5 exons. The coding region runs from base 291 to 692 and encodes 133 amino acids. Gene Ontology annotation, molecular function: RNA cap binding. Gene Ontology annotation, cellular component: Lsm1-7-Pat1 complex; P-body. NCBI's taxonomy places the organism in Eukaryota, Metazoa, Chordata, Mammalia, Primates, Lemuridae. The record is from RefSeq and is a predicted model, not a curated record.
CCAAGCCUCAAGCGUUGAGGGACCGGACGGAGGGACGGGGAAAGGGAGUCUCCAGACCGCACGACUGUCCCGCCUCUUCCUGAGGACCUGCACGUGAUACCGGAAGUGGGUGGAGGUAAUAUGGAGAAGCUUCCGGUAGGCCCCGGCGACUGAAAGCCGGGGCAGAAGUGCUGGUCCCGCUCGGGAUUCCUGUCCGGGUCCCGCCAAGGCGGCGACUGCGGUAGGAGGAAGGAAGUUUGGGACACAGUGGUCCACCACCGCUAUACAUUGCAGCCUUAUUUCAGUUCAAAAUGAACUAUAUGCCCGGCACCGCCAGCCUUAUCGAGGACAUCGACAAAAAACACUUGGUCCUGCUUCGAGAUGGAAGAACACUUAUAGGCUUUUUAAGAAGCAUUGAUCAAUUUGCUAACUUAGUGCUACAUCAGACUGUGGAGCGUAUUCAUGUGGGCAAAAAAUACGGUGAUAUUCCUCGAGGGAUUUUUGUGGUCAGAGGAGAAAAUGUGGUCCUACUAGGAGAAAUAGACUUGGAAAAGGAGAGUGACACACCCCUCCAACAAGUGUCUAUUGAAGAAAUCCUAGAAGAGCAGAGGGUGGAACAGCAGACCAAGCUGGAAGCAGAGAAGCUGAAAGUUCAGGCUCUUAAGGAUCGAGGUCUCUCCAUUCCUCGAGCAGAUACUCUUGAUGAGUACUAAGUCCUUUGUCAGAGGCUGUUGCUCUUGAAGAGCAGGGGCUGUCAUUGAAUGGAAGUCACAUCCUGGUCACCUCACACAUUGGACCAGAGACUGUAGAGUUUUGAAAAGUUAUUUUUAUUUUUAAUUCUUUCACAUUAACAUGAAGAAAUCAUGUGAGGUUUUUGUUUGUUUUUUUAAACAACAGAAUCAUUGUUUAAAGAAACAGUGGCAUGGACGCCUUUCACACGCCACUGUGGAGCCAGCGACUACUACUUCUUUAUAUUGUUCUUCUUAUCCCAAACAGAGUUUACAGGGGACAUUCUUUAUUUACUUGUAAAUAAAACGUGAAUCUCAAAA